Phytophthora nicotianae INRA-310 is the source of this 3246-nucleotide messenger RNA. RefSeq lists its product as hypothetical. The transcript has 2 exons. Gene Ontology annotation, molecular function: microtubule motor activity; microtubule binding; ATP binding. Gene Ontology annotation, biological process: microtubule-based movement; mitotic spindle organization. The record is from RefSeq and is a predicted model, not a curated record. Lineage: Eukaryota; Oomycota; Peronosporomycetes; Peronosporales; Peronosporaceae. Bases 699 to 3176 code for a protein of 825 amino acids.
GCGAGGGCUUCAUCAGCUGCGCAUAAAGCCGUGUCAAAGACAAGAUGAAGUCCUCAUGGAGAGCUUCCUGCACGUUCCCGGCGUUACACCUUGGUCCAAGGCUCUUGAGUGUGUCUGGGGAUCGCGUGAGUGAGGAGUUGGUGGUGAUGGCUGGCUAAUGUUGGUGAACUGAAAGCUCCUGGGUCUACAUGGGCAUGUCCUGCUGAGUCCGAAAAGAGACUGGCAGGAUCUGGCGUCAUCGUUGGCUUGGCGGUGACAGCGUUUUCGAGCCAAGUCCGCGACAAUGCGAUCAAGUUGCUUUGGAGCAACUCAGUGGUGACCACGCGGAGAGGCGAGCGAGAUUAGCGCGUUGAAGUUGUAUUUAUAGUCGAGCUCAUGCCACCAAGAUAGAGCAUCAAGGGCAAGUCCGCCGCUCGCUUUCACAACAACAGACUUGCAAGACUCACGACGUGCUUUCUGCUGUCCAUGGACGACGGCAACAGCAGGAGAAUGACUGCAAACGCUCCCCCGCCUUCCUUGUCAACUCCAGAGCUCGCUAGUAUCAAAGUUUUCUGCCGUCUACGACAACAGAACCAGCUAGAGAAGCGCGAGGGAGCCGUUCAAUGGUACUUAAGGCUGUUUGUCUUUCUAUCUCUGUGUUCGAGGGCUAACCAAACCAAUCCCCACACCACAGCUCGACAGUCGUUGGAGGCCGCACCAUGUUCCUCCGCAACGAGCGCUGCGAGGUGGACGAGAUCCGCUGCACUUUUGACCACGUCUUCGACAUCCACUCGACGCAGGAGGAGGUCUACACACACACAGCCAAGCCUCUCGUCCAAGAUUUCCUUCAGGGCUACAACUGCACCAUCUUCGCUUACGGACAGACAGGCUCAGGCAAGACACACACGAUCUUGGGGCCCAAGGACGGUGUACUAGUGAGUGCCGAUGAAGAGGGAGGCAUCAUCUCGCGCGUCGUCAAAGAUCUCUACGAGGAAGUGGAACGUGCCAAGACCAACCCCAUCGAGCUUAAGGUUUCAUUCGUGGAGAUCUACAUGGAGCAAAUCCGUGAUCUACUCGCUCCCAGUGGUAGCAGUAACACUGUCGGUACUCCCACGAACGGUGGACUCAAGAUCCGCGAGAGUGCACAGCAUGGAGUGUACAUUGAAGAGAUGACACGCGUCCCUAGUAAGUCGGAGGCUGCCAUGAUGGAGCUGGUCAAGAGCGGGACUCUCAGUCGUGCGGUGUCUUCUACACGUAUGAACAAAGACUCGAGUCGCAGUCACUCGAUCCUGAUGAUUUCCUGUGUUCGCCCCGUUAGUGGAAGACGCGCCACGAUGUACAUCGUCGAUCUUGCUGGGUCAGAGCUCGUAAACAAGACCAACGCUAGUGGUCGAGUGUUACAGGAAGCCAAAGCGAUCAACAAGUCGCUAUCGGCACUCAGCAACGUCAUUAAAGCGCUUGGAGAGGGCAAACGUCAUGUACCCUAUCGUGACUCGAAGCUCACCCGGUUGCUUCAGGACUCUCUGGGAGGAACAGCCAAGACUUGCCUCAUUCUCGCGGCUUCGUGCAGUUCGUACAACAUGGCAGAGACGAUCUCUACGCUUCGCUUCGGUCUACGAGCCAAAGAGAUCAAGAAUCCCGUUGUGCAGCGGACCGACGGUGACGGUGGAGCGGGCUUUGCAGCGGGCACCAUAUUUAAAGAGCUCUAUCAACGUGCGAUGGAGGACAUGGAGGCCAAGAACCGCAAAAUCGACGAGCUCCAACGACUGUUAACUGCGAAACUCCAGGAGAACCAGCACCCUGACGACGUGGAGACGGCAGCAGCGACAAUUGAAGACUCAGGGAAGCCUCAGGACACUGAUGGAGAUCAUUCCAGCCAAGAUGGUGAUAAUGAGGAGGAUGGCGACAGCGCCGAAGAGGAAGGAGACGAAGAAGAGAAUGAUCCAGCACAGAGCGACGCUAAGAAGCUGGAGCUAGCGAAUCAAGGCCUGGAGGAGGAAAACAAGCGGCUGUUUGGCGUGUUGGAAGCGCUAGAGAAGAAGCUCGACGAGGUUACAGUGGACCUGUCGACUGGCAGACCGAUCCUCACUCUCUCCAGUCAACGCGACUCAGCCACAGAAGGGGAUUGCACUUCUUGUGGAGAGUCUCGUGAAGGUGCAGCUCCAUCACUCAAGGUCUGGCUGGAGAGCGACAACUGGCGAAAGUCACUCGAGUCUCGUACUGACACUCAAGGUGAAGACGACCUGAUGCAGCAACUAAAGCAGCGUCAUAGUCCAGAAAAGCCUACACCCACCAGCAUUGCUGAACUAGAAGUCGUGAAAGCAGCAUCCCCGGUUGUUAUCGAGUCACUCGCUUUACCAUCGCUACAAGGAACAAUGCCUCCGUGCUCAACCCCCGACUGCGUGCACCACGCCGACGCUGAGGCGCUAUCGCGUCAGAUCGUAGAGCUCAAGCUGCAACUUCAUUAUCUGUCAGAAAACGCUCGACUGUCUCUAAACGGUGAGAGUUACAGCAUCGUGCUGGAGAAUGCGCGACUCAAGACACGCAUCGAGGAGCUGGAGUUCCAGGCCAAUCUGUGCAACGUGGCAUGCAGUCAGCUCGAGAUGAAGAACCGCGCGUGCGAAACGAGGCUGAGCAACCAGGAAACGCACAUCGGCUGUCUACAGAACUCACUGCAAGAGUACCAAGGCUUGUUCAAGCAGCAGAUCAUUAUGUCGCAGGAGAAAUGCCGCUUGCUCACGGACGAGCUCGAGUUCUACAAGAAGCUGGCGAGAUGUAGCCAAGAGAGCUACCAACAUCUCGGCGGUAGUAUGUCUCCUGGUCGCCGCAACAAAGGCAAGAGUCCGAGUCCGAAGAAAAACAAUAGCAGCAACAGUAACGGAGCGUCGAAUACGCCGUCACUCUCUGCGCUCGCUCGCGACGGCGCAGCAUCAAGUGACUCCCAGCACUCGUGGCCAAGCUUCACUCGCACUGGCUCUGAUAUCACUCUGUCUCCACUGACUGCAAGAGCACAGCGCUUCAUCGUUAAACCUACUGGAGAGAGAGCGUCAAGCACAGCGGAGCAGACGCCACCAGCAGAAGCCUCUACAUCGUCGCAAUGGCACAAGACGAGUGUGGACUUGAGUCUGAGCUUGGACGAGUUGGCUCAGUCCGCAACGUUGCCUGCGUCCCCCGUCGCGUCUCCCUCGUUCUUGUAGAUCUCCUCGCCAUACUAAAUUGAAUAUAACAAAAAGAAUUUCCACAGCAAAAUGUCUGACAAAUCGCAAA